Pyrenophora tritici-repentis Pt-1C-BFP is the source of this 3324-nucleotide messenger RNA. RefSeq names its product RNA-binding protein Puf family, translational repressor. The record is from RefSeq and is a predicted model, not a curated record. Gene Ontology annotation, molecular function: RNA binding. Gene Ontology annotation, biological process: nuclear-transcribed mRNA catabolic process, deadenylation-dependent decay. Lineage: Eukaryota; Fungi; Ascomycota; Dothideomycetes; Pleosporales; Pleosporaceae.
AUGGCUCCGACCAACCGCCCCGAGCAUCACAUCAACCUCAACUACAUCCCGCAGCUGCCCCAACCCCCGCACUCGGCCUCAUCCACCGGCAACACGUCGCCCGUCGAGCCCCCCAACAGUGGUUCCCUCCGCUAUGCCCCCAGUGCCUCGAACCCCCUUGGUGCGGCUGCUGCCGGCGCCAGGCUGGGAGCUGGAUCCCCGUCGCAUGAAUAUGGCAGCAGACUCUUUUCCAAACGUGCACGCGAGAUUCAGGCACAGGAGGGUCUGACUCCUCAAAUGUGGGGUCCUCCUACGAGCGGCAACUCGACUCCAUUGCGUGAGACCAUUCCCGAGUCUCCCAACAGCGAGAACCUCAACUUCCCCGACUUCAACAACGCCAUGCCAGAGGUCGCUCAAGCUGCGCCCUCGGGCCGCCGUGCCCGCGCCGGCACUCUCCCUUCACGCUUCUCCCCCUCCGCUGCCCCUCCCGGCCUCAUGUCCGGUGCAUCGCUCCUCCCCAAGAGCUCGCGACCAACACCCUCCACCAGCCCCUUCAAGCCGGGCCCCGGAACACCAACCGACACUUCCAGCUUCAAUGCCCUCGGUUCUACAAACGCUGCUGCAAAGUCCGCGCUGCUCUCGCGCCUGCGUGCUGGCUCUAUGCCCCAGCGACCGGGUUAUCUCCCACCAUCCAACUCGGCCUUUGGCAAUCCAAUCUUCUCCAAUGGUUGGUCAAGCAACCGUGACCGCAGCAGCACCCUUCAGAGCAUUGCUUCAAUGCCAUCAAACGGAGCUGGUUCGCCCAGGUCUUCCUUCUCCCGGGACUCUCUUGCUGACACUGACGUCAAGACACUCGACUACCUUGGUCUAGUCGAUACUCCUCAGCCUGCACGAGCUACCUUGGCUCCCUCAGACAUUGAGCUUUUGCUUGAGAGCCAGAGGAACGCCAACAACCAGAACUCGAGCAGCGGCAACCGCUUCCGUUCAUACUCUGUCAACGCCAAAGAAAAGUACGCCGAAGACGAGGAAGAUCAAUAUGGUGGAUACAGUGGCGCCAUCACGCCUGCUGAAGCGAAUGCUCUUCUCAUCCAUGAAGCUGUCCGCCAGCACAACCUUGAAGUGCAGGCCUUUGCCAACCUUGCAUCCAACGCACGCCCUCGUGCGCGUACUGCCGGUGUGCUAGACGCCCCUUCGCGAGGCAUGAUGCGCAAUUACUUGCCGGCCAUGGGUCGCUUUGACAAUGGCAUGGGAGCCGGUGAUCUGACUGAAGAUGCCGAAUACAGCUUGACUGAAGCAGUCAAGAAGCUGCAUUUGCCUGGCAACAACUUGGGUGAUGAUGGAACUUUGGAGGGACCCACUCGAUCCCUGUGGCUUGGCAAUAUUCCCUCUUCGACCACGGUUUCGUCGCUCCAAGUCAUAUUCGCCCAGUACGGUGCUAUUGAGUCCACGCGAGUGCUCACGCACAAGAACUGCGGUUUCGUCAACUACGAGAACCUUGAGAGCGCUGUCCAGGCAAAGUCGACUUUGAAUGGAAAGGAAAUCUUCCCAGGCGCUGGUCCCGUACGUAUUGGUUACGCCAAAAUCCCAAGUGCAGCAGCCACGCCUGGCCACAAUGGUGUCUUCCCUUCACCGAGCCCGGACCCACUUUCCAAGACUCAGGCUGAAGGCUCUGCUGGAACUGCUACCGCCACCAAGCUGAACAGUGCCCCUGCCAACGUACCUCUGACCACUCCCGAACUCAGCGACAUUCGCGACGACAUCAUCCAGAUCGUAAAAGAGCUGGGUGCUACUGAUGACGAGCAAUCGCGCAUCACGACCAAGGUUGAGAGAGCGGUCCAGUUCAACAACUACGUCGACGAGAUCCCCUCAGUCGAGGAACCAAGCCACACCCGUAUCCACGAUGCUCCUAGACUGCGAGAGAUCCGCAAGCGCAUCGACAACGGGUCUUGCUCCAAGGAAGACAUCGAGGGCAUCGCCACGGCCAUGAUCCCCGAAAUUGCCGAGCUUUCUUCUGACUACCUUGGUAACACUGUUGUGCAGAAGCUUUUCGAGUUCUGUGAGGAGCCUACCAAGGAGGCAAUGCUUCGUGAGAUUGCUCCUCAUCUUGCCAAGAUUGGUGUGCACAAGAACGGAACUUGGGCCGCUCAGAAGAUCAUUGAUGUCUCCAAGUCGGAGACUAUGCAGAAGAUGGUUGUAGAUGCUGUCCAGCCCUACGCCAUGGCUCUCUUCCUCGACCAGUUUGGCAACUACGUCAUGCAAGGUUGCCUCAAGUACCAGCAGUUCAACAGCUUCAUCUUUGAAGUCAUGCUGGGCCGACUCUGGGAUCUCGCUCAGGGCCGUUUCGGUGCUCGUGCCAUGCGAGCUUGCUUGGAGAGCCACUAUGCUACCAAGGACCAGCAGCGCAUGGUGGCUGCUGUCAUUGCCCUUCACAGCGUGCAGCUUGCAACCAACGCCAAUGGUGCCUUGCUCUUGACCUGGUUCCUUGACACCUGCACGUUCCCGAGGAGGCGCACUGUGCUGGCCCCUCGCCUAGUUCCCCACAUUGUCCACCUCUGCACCCACAAGGUCGCCUACCUCACCGUUCUCAAGAUCAUCAACCAGCGAAACGAACCAGAAGCUCGCGACACCAUCCUGCAAGCACUUUUCUUCUCGCCAAACGACCAAGUGCUGGAAAGCAUCUUGGCCGAUCAGAACUGCGGUGCCACCCUCAUUUUCAAGGUGCUCACCACACCUUUCUUCGAUGAACAGAUUCGUGCAGAUGUCGUGCAGAACGUACGCAAUGUUCUGUUGCGCAUCAAGGCACAGCCUCAACAAGGCUACAAGCGCCUUAUGGACGAGGUAGGCCUCUCUACCCGUGGAGGGCCCGGUGCUCGUGAGCACUCCGCAACCCGCCCAGCAUCAAAGGACAGCACCGCGUCUGGACAACCCAACCCCGGGAACUUUUACCAGGGUCCUGUUCCUAGCUAUGACCCUGUCGCCCUCCAACGCACGACUAGCAUGGACUCCAACGGUUUCGAUCAAUACCCGAUGGGCGGUGGGCCAAUGUUCAUGCCAAACAUGGCUGCCAUGAACAACCAGCAGCAGAUGCAAUAUCAGCAACUGUUGGCCCGACAAGGCCAGUUCUAUCCUCCGAUGAACGGCUUCCAGCCUCCAGUUCCCGGCAUGGACGCUUAUCGCACCGCUUCGCCAGUUGCAGGUCCUGGUAGCUACAACGGCUCACCAAUGAUGCAACCAGCCAACCUCGCUGGCCAAGGCAUGCCCGGCAUGUACCCGCCCUAUGGCAUGUACAUGCCACCCCAACACCAACAGGCUGCUGGGGGCAACCAGCGCCGUGGCAGGAGAUAA